Closterium sp. NIES-65 is the source of this 3798-nucleotide messenger RNA. The record is from the annotation of a GenBank genome assembly. Lineage: Eukaryota; Viridiplantae; Streptophyta; Zygnematophyceae; Desmidiales; Closteriaceae.
ACCGCACUACCCUUACGCCGCUCGGCCGGCCGGUUGCAGUCUCCCUUGCUGACCCCUCUGGGGGUCCUGUCCUGUCUCACUUCUCCACUGUCCUCCCGUGUCCUGGCUGCCCCUUCGGGCACCCUGUCUGGUCUGUACCUUCCCUCGUUCUCUACGAACUUGGUGAGUGGCGCGGACCUGCAGGAUGUGGGGGUUCACCAGUUCACUCCUGCGAGUCAGCGGGUGACCCACUGCACGGAGGCACGCACAGGCCGACACCUGGCCACGUUCUCGCGUCGGCCGGGGUCGAGUCUCUACACCCUGACCGUUGAGUCUCCUCCUGUCCCUGCGUCUGGUCAGGUGGCUGCGUCAGGUCAGGUGUUUGCUGCUGCGUCCCGGUCAGGUCCUGAGUCUGCCCCCUGUUCUUGUCGCCUCCUGUCUCACGAGACUCUCCUGUGGCACCACCGUCUUGGCCACCCCUCCUUGCCCCGUCUUCGGAGCAUGGCUUCCCGUGUCCUUGUCUCUGGUCUUCCCCAGUCUCUCCCUCCUCUCCCCUCCGGGCCAGGACCUUCCUGUGUCCCCUGUGUCGAGGGUCGCCUCCGGGCUACUCCUCACUCCUCCCACUUCCCCCCGACAGAGGCUCCCCUGCAGACGCUUCACAUGGAUGUGUGGGGCCCAGCCCCCGUCCGUGGGCAGGGUCACGAGCGCUACUUCCUGUUGGUGGUUGACGACUACUCGCGUUACACCACAGUCCUCCCCUUGCGCAGCAAGGGUGCGGUCACUGAGGUGCUGAUCGACUGGAUCCGCGAGGCUCGUCUCCAGCUCAGGAAGAGCUUCGGCUCGGACUUCCUGUUCUGCGUCUGCACUCGGACAGAGGCGGAGAGUUCUCUUCUCGCCUUCUGCGAGACUACUGUCGUGCACGGGAGGAUCCGCCAGACCUUCACGCUUCCGGACUCACCACAGCAAAAUGGGAUUGCUGAGCGCCGCAUUGGCAUGGUCAUGGAUGUCGCUCCCCAACCUUCACCGUCCCCCGCCUUGCUGUGGACGGGGAAGGUUGGCGAUGCGUCUGUGUUCCGUGUCUGGGGAUCUCGGGCGUUUGUCCGCGACUUGUCUGCGGACAAGCUGUCCCCUCGUGCUGCUCCCUGUGUCUUCCUUGGCUUCCCCACUGACGCCCCAGGGUGGCAGUUUUACCACCCCUCCUCUCGUCGUGUUUUGUCCUCCCAGGACGUCACGUUCGACGAGUCAGUCCCCUUCUACCGUCUCUUCCCCUACCGCACUCCUUCCCUCCCCCCUCCCCCGGACUUCCUUGUGCCGGUUCCCCCCCCGGUAGACCCCCUCCCCCCUCAGGUUCCUGCCCCCUCAGGUGUGUCCCAGGUAGACGCCGUUGACCCGGUCGAGGUUACUAGUGACUCUGGUGCUGCUGCGGGUGCUGAGCCUGGGGGUGCUGACUCUGGGGGUGCUGUGCGCGGGGGUGCUGAGCCUGGGGGUGCUACUGAUGGGGGUGCUGGGCCUGAGGGUGCUACUGCGGAGGCUGCUGAGCCUGGGGGUGCUGAGCUGGGAGCUGCUGAGCCUGGGGGUGCUGCGUCUGGAGCUGCUGAGCCUGGGGUUUCUCCUGCUGCUGCGUCUCGCCGGGAGCCCCUCUCUCCACAGGAGCUGCGCGAGUGGUUCGCUCGCCGCUGGAGGCGUGCUGCUGAGUCUGGAGGUGCUGCUGGAGCUGGAGCUGGAGCUUCUUCGACCGUCGAGGGUGCGGGUGCUGCCGGUCCUGGAGCUGCUGGACCUGCGGGUCCUCCUGGAGCUGGAAGUGCUGAGGGCGUUGGUGCUGAGCCUACUGCUGUUGGUCCUGCCGCUGGAGGUGUGGGUGGCGCUGGUGCUGUCGCUGAGGGUGCUGGUGCUGUCCCUGCUGAGUCUGGAGCUGCCGUGCGGCCUCGACCGUACUUGGUUCCGCUCCUGCAGCAGGUUCUUGGUCUUUCUCCUCCAGUAGAGGGUCCACCGCCUGUCCAGUCGCAGUCCCUACUGGAGCCUUCCUCUCCACUGCCUGCUCCCUCUCCUUACACUGGUCCUACUGGGGGUCUUGCUGAGCGUCGUGAGCCUGCAUCUCGUCCCGCGUCGCCUUUUCGUGCUGCUCGCGCUAGUGGUCGCAGUUCGCGUCAACGUCCUCCUCCUGUCCCUGGCACCCACCGGAUGUCUUUGCGUCCGUCCACUGCUCCUCUGCGUGCCCCUUUGCCUUCUCCUCCUGAGUCCUCUCUUCCUGCGCUUGCCGACCGUGAGUCGGACUCUCUUCGUGCUGCCAGUCCUACUGUCACGCGUCUGCUUGCUACUGUCGUCACUGACCCCUCUUUUGAGUCCACUGCUGCGUCUGCUCUUGUCGCUGAGCUCGUCGACUUUGCUGCUCGCUGUCGUCUCGACUACGCUGCUAGUCUUGUUGCUGAGUCUGCGUCUGUCUGUCCUCCGUCCGUCGGGGGUGAGUGUGCUCUUGGCACGGACGUCCUAGAGGACAGGCAGGAGGAGUUACAGUGUCUAGCGGCUGCUUCACCUCAUCUCGCGUCUGUACUGCUUGCCCCUGAGGGAGACCCGGAUGCACUAGACAUCCCGACUCCGCGUUCUUACGCGGAGGCCGUAGAGGGUCCCUACUCCUCUCAGUGGCAGGCAGCUAUGGAUGCAGAGAUGGCUUCCUGGAAGUCCACAGGCACCUACGUUGACGCGGUUCCCCCUCCUGGGGCGAACAUCGUCAGUGGCAUGUGGAUCUUCAGGGUGAAGCGGCCGCCGGGCUCUCCACCUGUCUUCAAGGCACGGUACGUUGCUCGUGGUUUCAGUCAGCGGCAGGGAGUUGACUACUUUCAGACCUUCUCUCCCACCCCGAAGAUGACCACUCUUCGGGUGCUGCUGCACAUAGCCGCUCAGCGCGACUACGAGCUUCACUCUCUCGACUUCAGCACUGCGUUCUUGCAGGGUAGCCUGCACGAGGAGAUCUGGCUUCGCCGUCCACCUGGCUUCACUGGGACUUUCCCUCCUGGCACCCAGUGGAGCCUCCGACGGCCAGUCUACGGUCUCCGCCAGGCACCGCGUGAGUGGCACGACACACUGAGGACUACGCUUGCGGCCCUUGGGUUUGCUCCUUCUACUGCUGACCCGUCGCUGUUUCUUCGCACCGACACUUCCCUGCCGCCGUUCUACAUCCUCGUGUACGUCGACGACUUGGUCUUUGCCACAGCGGACACUGCUGGACUCGCCUACGUGAAGUCCGAGCUGCUGAAGAGACACACGUGCACAGACCUGGGUGAACUGCGCAGCUACCUUGGCUUGCAGAUCACUCGGGACAGAGCACGCCGCACCAUUACCUUGACUCAGUCACACAUGGUGCAGCAGGUCCUUCAGCGCUUCGGCUUCACGUACUCCUCGCCUCAGGCCACUCCUCUGCCUACUCGCCACUCACUCUCAGCUCUGCCUUCGGAUGAGUCCGUAGAGUCGAGUGGUCCGUAUGCAGAGCUUGUUGGCUGCCUCAUGUACCUGAUGACCUGCACACGACCUGACCUUGCAUACCCUCUGAGCAUUCUUGCACGCUAUGUUGCUCCUGGGAGACAUAGACCAGAGCACAUGGCUGCAGCGAAGAGGGUAUUGCGCUACCUGUGCAGUACGUCGGGCAUGGGGCUAGUGCUUGGAGGGCGGAGUCCAGUGGUCCUUACCGGCCACGCGGACGCUUCUUGGGCUGACGACCAGGCUACGCAGCGGUCGUCACAGGGUUACACCUUCAGCCUUCGGUUCCGGCUCUGUCUCGUGGCGGUCUACUCGCUCGUCUUCGGUUCUCGGCUCCAGUUGUGA